Molecule: messenger RNA, 1371 nt
Organism: Dracunculus medinensis (Guinea worm)
Lineage: Eukaryota; Metazoa; Nematoda; Chromadorea; Rhabditida; Dracunculidae
Source: the annotation of a GenBank genome assembly
CCUCUUAAUAGCACCACAAAUGGCUCGAAUUUGCAAGAGAAUUCGAUGCCACUCGCCGAUUCGCUUAAGGAUGCAUUGAAUCAGCCACCUCCAAUUGCCACUUUUGAUGAAUGGACGAAAGAAAAUAAUGGUGCCAUUUUACCUUCUAAAAUAGAAGGGAAUUCGGCGGAUAAUCAGGUUAUUCAUCAUCAAGAAGCUGCACUUCGUAAUUACGCAUCAUCAGAAUGCGGAGCUAAAGUUUUACUUAGCAAUAAAGAAGUGGAGAAUAAAAAUGCAGUGCUAAAUGAAAAAGCACGCGAUGAUUAUAUGAGAAAUCCUUGUGAGCGCGCACAAAGCAAAUGGUUUAUUAUUGAAUUAUGUGAAACAAUUCAGCCAACGUUCAUCGUGUUGGCUAACUUUGAAUUAUUUUCAUCUGGACCGCGUGAAAUUCGGUUAUCCGCCAGUGAAAGAUAUCCAACAAAUGACUGGAUUAUACUUGCCGAUAUAAUUGCCGAAAAUAGUCGUGAAAUUCAGCAGUUUCCUAUUUCUGCUAACGGGAUAUAUGCAAAAUUCAUUCGUGUGGAACUUCUUAGUCACUAUGGUAAUGAACAUUAUUGUACAUUAAGUAUGAUUCGCUUAUUGGGGAUUUCAAUGGUUGAUGAAUAUGAAGCUGAAGCACAAGCUGCAAUUAGUUUGGAGUCUCCAAUGCCGUCAAUAUCGCAGGUCAAUUUUUUGCUUAUAUUAAUAUAUUACUUUUCUGUCGUGCGUUCUUCGCGUCAGAAUUCAGCAGUUUCUCAGAUUUGGAUUUUUUUAGAGAAAGAAAAGAAAUCCAUAUUCGAAAUAAAAUUUCGAAAAAGGUUAUCUAUGGUAUUUGAAUGUGUGUCGUUUUUCAUUUAUUUGGCCGAUAAAUUUCUUUUCGCAGAUAUCAUCAUUUCUAAUUAUUCUGUUUUUGGUGUGGUUUUGAUAUAUUAUUGUUUAGGCCAGACUUUACCAGGUGGAUCACUCAGUCAUAAAGAAUCGAUAUUUUUAAAGCUUAAUAAGCGUAUUGGUAAUCUAGAACUCAAUUUAUCAUUAAGCAAUGAAUAUCUAUCGGAAUUGAGCCGUCGUUAUGUUGAGCAGACAAAUGAUAGUCGAAAGCAAGUCGAAAAACUUAAGGUAAAUCAGCUGAGACGAGAAGUAAGAAAAUUAAGAAAAAUUGUAAGCAUCUUAUCACUUCAAUGCGUUAUUGACAAGAAUUCUGAAAAUGAACGUGGAGUUGCAAAAGCCUCAAAAUCUGUCGAAAAAGAAUCUAUUGAUGAUGAAAUGUCAUACGCACAAAUCGAAACACAUCAUCAUCUUCAUUCUAAUGAUAAUUUGUGGACAGUGAGUUUGAAUCUGAACUAUAAAUUUUAA